AAGAUGUAUUGUGGUAUAGAUAACACUUGUUACAUUAGAAAGUUUCUAGUCUAGCCUACAUUUGUUAUUGUGCAGAGUAUUGUUUUAGUUCUACGUGUUUUGAACUGCUUUUCAUGUGUAGCUGUGUUUAUGGUGCGUUAAUAAAUACUUGAAAAUCCACAUUAUUUCGUUUGUAUUUAUCACGUGUGAUUUCGUGAAUUGUUUAGAGGUUAUAUAUAUAUUUUGAAAAUGAAUCAAGCGGGCAAGAGGUAUUUGUUAUGGUUCGCACAGGAGCAUGUGGAAUUUCGAUUCCAAGAAAUAAAUUCCUUGCUGACCGCUUUCAAUAUCACCAUGGAUUUCAUUGAAAAACCUACAGAUCUACAACCGUAUUGGAUGGUCAAGUUCGCUUCAGAGCAGGAUGCCAAGAAAAUCACACAAAGAUCUGUCCUUUUGCGCUCCUGCAUCGAACUGUGGGGUCAUUCCAACAGCGUUGAUGGUUUGCACGAGAUGAUGAAGAAGUUCCCUGAACACCUGAUGGAGCCCCAUCUGGACGAGGACAAGAGUUUCAAAAUAGAGGUGGAGACUUUCUGCAAGCAUUUCACGCAGCAGGAGAAAGUCGAUAAAAUCGAGGUGUUUGAGUAUUUACCGUACAAAGGGCCGGUGAAGCUGAAAGAUCCGGACACGUGUUUGCAGUACAUCGAGUAUUACGGGGUGGAUCCGAACGCGCCGCCGGAGUCGCCGUACAGGGUGUUUUUUGGACGGUGGAUUGCGAGCGGUCUGAGGCAGCUCAUCAAGUAUCUGUCGCUGAAAACUCGGAAGUUCAUUGGUAAUACCAGCAUGGACGCGCAGUUGUCUUUGCUGAUGGCCAAUCAGGCUCAAAUCAGGAACGGCGAUCUGGUGUUGGAUCCGUUCGUUGGGACGGGUUCGCUGCUGGUGGCAGCCGCGCAAUUCGGCGGUUACGUUUUGGGUAGCGACAUUGACUACCUGAUGCUGCAUGCAAGGACCAGACCAUCCAGAAUUACUCAACAGGUUCGUGACGACGAUGAAGGAGUGAAAGCUAACAUGAUGCAAUACAAUCUAGAGAAACACUACUUGGACGUUUUAGUCAAUGACUGCUCUAUCCCUUUCUGGAGAGACAAUUUAAUGUUCGACGCAAUCAUUACAGAUCCUCCGUACGGAAUUCGGGAAUCGACGGAGAAAAUCGGAACGUCGAAGGUGAACUGUAAAAUUAGCGAGGACCACCUGAAAACGCACAUUCCGGCCAAGGUCGAGUACAGCCUUUCCACCGUCUACUUUGACCUGCUGAACUUCUCGGCCAAGCAUUUGAAAAUGGGCGGCAGAUUAGUCUGCUGGUUUCCCAUAUUCAGGGACGAUUAUAGUGAAGACGAUCUGCCCAGGCAUCCCUGCAUGAAAUUGGAGGCGAACAGCGAACAAGUACUCACCAAGCACACGUCUCGCAGACUGCUGACUUACGAGAAGAUCGCCGAGUACGAUAACUGCGAGGACGUGGAAAACACGAUCAAGGAUUUCAGGUACAAAUACUACGAGACGAGGGAGGAGUCGAGGCAGGAGAGGCGAUCGAGGAAGGCGGAGCUAAGGGCAAAGGGUAGGCUGGAGGCGGAGAGACGCAAAGUAACGAAACUAUCGGAAUAAUAAAUUUAAAAAAAAAUA
This is a messenger RNA of Nicrophorus vespilloides, 1650 nucleotides long. Its product is annotated as tRNA (guanine(10)-N2)-methyltransferase homolog. Gene Ontology annotation, molecular function: nucleic acid binding. Gene Ontology annotation, biological process: methylation. Lineage: Eukaryota; Metazoa; Arthropoda; Insecta; Coleoptera; Silphidae. The record is from RefSeq and is a predicted model, not a curated record. The coding region runs from base 229 to 1632 and encodes 467 amino acids. The transcript has 8 exons. Gene Ontology annotation, cellular component: cytoplasm.